This is a messenger RNA of Pundamilia nyererei, 3725 nucleotides long. RefSeq names its product SECIS binding protein 2-like (gene secisbp2l). NCBI's taxonomy places the organism in Eukaryota, Metazoa, Chordata, Actinopteri, Cichliformes, Cichlidae. Gene Ontology annotation, cellular component: mitochondrion; ribonucleoprotein complex. Gene Ontology annotation, molecular function: ribonucleoprotein complex binding; mRNA 3'-UTR binding; selenocysteine insertion sequence binding. The record is from RefSeq and is a predicted model, not a curated record. Bases 236 to 3487 code for a protein of 1083 amino acids. The transcript has 18 exons.
CGUUCCAGGUGACACCCAUUUUCCCCCUGACAGCACUCCGCUCCUCGACACCAGCUACUCUGCUGAGAGCGCAGCUAGCUGACGCAGCAGCAGCAGUUAACGGUGGGGGUCUGCUUAGAAACUGGGUGUGAGUGACUGUUGGUUAUUAAUAUUUACAAUGAAGAAAUUAAAAAUACUUCAAUCCUGACGUCCACACUGUGGUCGAUGACGGUCUGGCGCGGCGUCGGUGACUGACAUGGACGCGAGUGACAACAAGAAUGUGAAGCUUUCACCUGAAGUGGAACCGUUCAUCCCACAGAAGAAAGGUCUUGACGGAUCACUAGUCAGCAUGAGUCUUUCUGGCGAGGCAGGUGGAGGAGGGGGCGGAGGCAUAGGAGGCAGUGGAGGGGUGGAAAGUACUCCCAUUCCAAGCUACCUCAUCACCUGCUACCCUUUUGUCCAGGAGAACCAACCCAACAGGCAACAUCCCAUGUAUAAUGGAGGAGAGCUGCGCUGGCAGCAGCCUAAUCCUACCCCUGGUGGUCCAUACCUGGCCUACCCAAUCUUGUCUUCUCCCCAGCCGCCUGUCUCUAAUGACUACGCUUACUACCAAAUCAUGCCUGCGCCAUGCCCACCUGUGAUGGGCUUCUACCAGCCCUUCCCUGGCACCUAUCCAGGUCCAGUACAAGCUGGAGUGGUCAGUCCUGUGUCUGCAGAUGUCAGUGAAAGACCCAUGGCACUGGGGCCAGCAUAUGGAAUGACCAGUCAGCGGGGGAGAGGCAUGGUCCGGUCUAAUGUUCUCCCAAAGCAACAUUUGGGUGUGUGCCAGCCUACAAGAGGUCGUCGGCCUCCAACCAGGAGUGUAGCUGUACAGAAGGAGGUGUGCACCUUAGGGCCGGAUGGCAGGACUAAAACCGUAAUGUUGGUGGAUGCAGCACAGCAGACCGAUUUCCCAGGUGAGGUAUCAGGGCGUUGUGCUGCCGAGCGAGUAAGUCCUCUGCUGUGGAAAAACCGAACAAAGAGAAGACGGGCUUCCCAUCCAGCUGAAAGCUACAACGAGACUGGUGCAAGUGAAGCCGAUAUAGACAGUGAUAGCGGCUACUGUAGCCCCAAACAUAACCAGGGAACCGGGGCGAUGCAAAGAACAGCAGAGAACGCAGCAGCACCCAUGGGAGUAGAGGCUGGUGUAAUGACUGCAGGUACCUGGGUAAAUGUAGCAUCUCAGGCUACCUCAAAGUCCUGGGUGGACAGAAACGGUCAGUUUCACAGAGCAGAUCAGAGGAAGAAUCCCGAGCAGAGAAACUUCUCACAGGAUUACCACAGUGGGUGUCAAGGGCGUAUGCCACUCAACCAGUCGGAACAAAGACAUCCGCCAGUAGCAGUCACAGGCACAGACCUCACUCCAGAGCCCCUCUAUUUUGAGGAUGAAGACGAGUUUCCAGAUCUUGCUUCUGGUGGGGCCGCUCAGCGCAGCAACAAACCAGAAUCAACUCCAGCUCAGACACAUACGCAACCUAAGCUGCCCAAAAACCUGCUGGAAAAUCUGCCAGAAAACUCCCCUAUCAACAUUGUACAGACACCCAUCCCCAUCACCACUUCUGUUCCCAAGAGGGCCAAAAGCCAGAGGAAAAAGGCUCUUGCUGCUGCCUUGGCCACUGCACAGGAAUAUUCUGAAAUCAGCAUGGAGCAGAAGAAACUACAGGAAGCUUUUAUCAAAGCAGCAGGGAAAAAGAGCAAAACCUCUGUGGAGCUUGACCUGGGAGACAUGCUGGCAGCUUUGGAGAAGCAACAGCAGGCUAUGAAAGCCAGGCAACUCACCAAUACCAAGCCACUGUCUUUUACAGUUGGAACAACUACUCCCUUCCACAGCUCAGGCUUUACCAGUGUGCCGUCUAUGUUGAGGGGUCAUCAGCAGUCGCACUCGACCCCGCAUAAUGCCUUGGACUCCACUGCACCUCGUAUAAAGAGAGGGAAGGAGAGAGAGAUCCCCAAAGUCAAACGACCAACAGCCCUCAAGAAGAUUAUUUUGAAGGAACGUGAGGGGAAGAAAGGGAAGCCAUGUGCAGAACAAGAGUCAUCAAGUCAUGACGAACAUGGGGAUGAGUGUCUACAUUUUACUGAUGAUCUUACGCAAGAGCCUGCUUCUCAGGAAGAAAAUGGUCUGAGUGUGCCCAGUGAUACAUCCCUUUCCCCAGCCAGUCAGAACUCUCCUUACAGCAUCACCCCAGUGUCCCAAGGUUCUCCUGCCAGCUCGGGUAUCGGAAGUCCCAUGGCUUCAAAUGCCAUCACAAAGAUCCACAGCCGACGUUUCAGAGAGUACUGUAACCAAGUGCUGAGCAAAGAGAUCGAUGAGAGCGUGACUUUGCUGCUACAGGAACUGGUUCGCUUCCAGGAGCGAGUCUACCAGAAGGAUCCGACCAAGGCUAAAUCCAAGCGUCGCCUGGUCAUGGGUCUCAGAGAGGUCACCAAGCACAUGAAGCUUCAUAAGAUUAAGUGUGUCAUCAUCUCUCCCAACUGUGAGAAGAUUCAGGCCAAAGGUGGUUUGGAUGAAGCUUUAUACAAUGUAAUUGCGAUGGCCAGGGAGCAGGAGAUCCCGUUUGUGUUCGCCUUGGGCAGAAAAGCUCUCGGACGCUGUGUCAACAAGCUGGUGCCCGUUAGUGUUGUGGGCAUUUUCAACUAUUCUGGAGCUGAGGGACUCUUCAACCAUUUAGUUUCUUUAACCGAAGAGGCUAGGAAGGCCUACAAGGACAUGGUGUCCGCUCUGGAGCAGGAGCAGGCUGAGGAGGCUCUGAAGAAUGACAAGAAGGUCCCUCAUCACAUGGGGCAUUCCCGCAACCACUCUGCUGCUUCAGCCAUCUCCUUUUGCUCCAUCUUCUCUGAGCCCAUCUCAGAGGUUAAUGAAAAGGAAUAUGAGACCAAUUGGAGGAGCAUGAUGGAGACUUCUGAUGCCCCAGAGCCUGUAGACAGCGAGCUGAGUCGCCCUUCACCCUUAACAGGCACCCAGAGAGACAGUCAGGCCCCGCCAGUUACCAACAACACCGCCCCUCUUGGCGCUACCGUUCCCCAGCCCAGGGCUCCGGCUCCAGAGAGAGAUGAGGUCCGAGCUGACGACAGGCUGGAGCUGGCCUCUCAGCAGAGCACAGAGACAGGCUCGUUGGAUGGAAGCUGCAGGGGGCCGCUGAACUCAUCCAUCACUUCCACCACUUCCACCCUGGUUCCUGGGAUGUUGGAGGAGGCUGAGGAAGAGGAGGAUGAGGAGGAGGACUACACUCCUGAACCCAUUUCUGUAGAAGUGCCCACCCUGAGCAGCCGCAUUGAAUCCUGGGUGUCCAAGACCCUGGAAAACCUCCAGCUGGGAAAGAGCCAAGAAAGUACUGAAGAGGAGGAGGAAGAGGAUGGAGAAGAGAGGGUACAGAGUGAGGAUGAUGAGGACCUUGAUUCAGCAGAGAUCACAAAGACAAAGAUGGAAGGCAAAGAACAAGCGGAGGCUAAAAAGCCCACUGGUUGAAAUCACUUACACACGUACAUUCCCUCCCUCUCACACAUCCCUCUUCACAGCAACCAGCAGCCCUCCUCCUUUGUGUCUAGCCCCUGACACAAGUCAUAAUCUCAGGUAUCCACCCAGCUGACCAAUGCUCUCUCACUCACUCACACACACACACACACACACACUCACACAUUACAGAGAAACUGACCAACGUAAAACCACACAGUCACAGACCAAACAGCUAACAAAGUCUGAGGGU